Neoarthrinium moseri is the source of this 1500-nucleotide messenger RNA. RefSeq lists its product as uncharacterized. Gene Ontology annotation, biological process: transmembrane transport. The transcript has 7 exons. NCBI's taxonomy places the organism in Eukaryota, Fungi, Ascomycota, Sordariomycetes, Amphisphaeriales, Apiosporaceae. Bases 1 to 1500 code for a protein of 499 amino acids. Gene Ontology annotation, cellular component: membrane. Gene Ontology annotation, molecular function: transmembrane transporter activity. The record is from RefSeq and is a predicted model, not a curated record.
AUGGCCGACGCCGUGGGAGACGACACCCUCGUGGUGCAGAGUCAGACAGAGACCAAGCACGAGAAGUCCUCCGACUCGGUAUCAGUGCGCAUCACUGAAGCCCAGGGUUUUGAUCAACAUGAGACAAAACGACUCCUCAGAAAAUUGGACUGGCAUUUGAUCCCAUUCAUGAGUCUGAUUUACCUGCUUUGUUUCCUCGACCGAACGAAUAUCGGAAACGCGCGCCUCGAUCAUCUUGAGCAGGACUUGAAGCUUCAGGGAAUUCAGUACAAUGACUGCCUUGCUAUCCUCUUCCCCUUCUACAUCGCCGCCGAGAUCCCCUCCAACAUGAUGAUGAAGCGGAUCCGACCCUCGAUCUGGUUGACAUUCAUCAUGGUUGCAUGGUCGGCCAGUAUGAUCGGCCAGGGUUUCGUCAAGGAUUACUCUGGACUGAUGGCCACCAGAGUGUUCCUCGGGCUGUUUGAGGGCGGUCUCUUUCCUGGAGUGAACUACUAUAUCACUCAGUGGUACUGCAGGCAUGAGACAGGCUUUCGUAUGGCUUUGUUCUUCUCGGCAGCUACACUAGCUGGUGCAUUUGGUGGCAUACUCGCUCGUGGUAUCGCCGAAAUGAGCGGCGUUGGUGGUCUAUCUGCAUGGUCGUGGAUCUUCAUCUUGGAAGGCCUUCUCAGUAUUCUGGUCUCAUUUACCGCGUACUGGGCCAUCUAUGACUAUCCCGCUACUGCUCAGUUUCUUACAUCUGCGGAGCGUGACGAGGUCGAGCGGCGACUCCUACAGGAUAGUGGCCACCUAUCUAACGAUUUCGACAUGAAGUACGUUUGGCAAGCGAUCAAGGAUUGGAAGAUCUACAUCUUUAUGCUCAUCUGCAUGACUGGCUUCUGUCCUAUCUACUCAUUCGCUUUGUUCCUUCCCACCAUCAUCAAGAACAUGGGAUACACUGCGAACAAUGCCCAGCUCAUGUCUGUCCCACCUUACGUCUUUGCCUGCUUUUUCACGAUUGCCGUCAGUUGGUUUGCGGACAGAAUUCGCCAGCGUGGCGUCUUUAUGCUGAGCUUCCAACUCAUUGCCAUUGCUGGGUUUGCUUGCUUAGCCGGCAGUGGCAACGCGUCCGUUCAAUAUACCGGUACAGUCUUGGCCGCUAUCGGUAUCUACCCUCAGAUUCCUUUGGGAAUGGCCUGGAAUGGAGCGAACAUUGGUGGCAGCCUGAAGCGCGGAACUGGUAUUGCGAUGCAGGUCAUGGGCGGCAACUGCGGUGGAAUCAUUGCUUCCUACGUCUACCUCACCCGUGACGGUCCGCGAUACAUUGCUGGACAUUGCAUCUUGAUUGGAUUAGUGAGCGUAGCAUUCUUCUUGACUUUGUUCAUGACGAUAUGGUGCCGAAAGGAGAAUGCUCGACGAGACACAUUGACACGAGAGUUGGGGGUCCAGGAGUUGACUGAGGAACAGAAGAUAUUGGAACGCGAGCUGGCCGAUAAUGUUCUGUGGUUCCGGUAUAUGCCCUAG